UUCGGAGAGCGGAGUUCCGGCGGUGUAGUUUCGGGACCGAUGAGUGUUCUAGGUGAAGUACUUUUCAACGCCACGCGAAAAGGGGGACUUGGAGGGAAGACGGCAUCGUCUGACUUCUGAGAAGGUGUUCUGCCAGGUGUGGCUGCGGACGGGUGUUCCCCAGCAGGGGAAUCAGCCCCGGAGAACAUAUACAGUAAUGUCAUCUCAAAAGAGAGUUAAGAAAUCUCAAGCUCAAAAGAGGACUUCACGAGGUGGUAAUAGUUCUCAGACUAAUCUCUCAGCUUGGAAAGUAAAAGAGGACCUAAACAACUCAAAGAGCAUUUCGAAACAUAGACGGAGCAAUCCCAUGGAAGAUUGUGAACAUGUGGAUGGUCAAACAGAAGAUGCUCUCCAAACAGCAAUGAGGUACUUUGAGACAGGUCCCACUAAAACUGCACAGAGUAAAGAUAAAACCUUGGAAAAACACUUGAAAACUGUGGAAAAUGAGGCUUGGAAGAAUGGGUUAGCUCCAGAAGGAAUUGACAUUCUAUUAAAUGUGGCGGUUAGUGGCAAAUUUGGGACUGCUGUAAACACUCGAAUGUUAAAGUGCAUGAUUCCAGCAACGCUAAUAUCAGAAGACUCUGUGGUGAAGGCAGUCUCCUGGCUUUGUGUUGGCAAGUGUUCUGGUAGCACCAAGGUACUUUUUUAUCGUUGGCUGGUUGCAAUGUUUGACUUCAUAGAUCACAAGGAGCAACUUAGUUUGCUCUAUGGCUUCUUUUUUGCUUCAUUGCAAGAUGACACACUUUGCCCUUAUGUCUGCCAUUUGUUGUAUUUACUUACCAAGAAAGAGAAUGUUAAACCAUUUCGUGUGAGAAAACUGCUUGAUCUUCAAGCCAAAAUGGGAAUGCAGCCGCAUCUCCAGGCUUUGUUGACACUGUAUAAGUUCUUUGCUCCUACUUUGAUUUCUGUAUCUUUGCCUAUAAGGAAGAAGAUCUAUUUUAAGAAUUCAGAGAAUCUGUGGAAGACAGCUUUAGUUGGUGUGAGGCAAAGGAACCAAAUACCAUCCCUGGAGCCUCUAAAAUUGGUACUAGGUGCAGCUAAUUACCAUCCAAUAAAAAGAAAAUGGAAUUCUCACUCAGUUAUACCAGGGCUAAGUUCCAGUAGCUGCAGUAAAGAAUGUGGGAAAAAAGAGAUGAGUCUUUCUGAUUAUCUCAGUAGCAAUGCAUCAUUUCCACUAGAACAGCUGAAAAGCUUCCCUCAACUCUUAAAGAACAUCCAUUGCUUAGAGUUGCCUUCUCAGAUGGGUGCAGUGCUGAAUAACUCUCUCCUGCUUCACUAUAUUAACUGUGUCAGAGAUGAGUCAGUCUUACUGAGGUUCUAUUACUGGUUGAGUCAAACAUUACAAGAAGAAUGUAUUUGGUACAAGGUGAAUAAUUAUAAACAUGGAAAAGAAUUUGCUGACUUCCUGGACACGAUCAUCAGGGCAGAAUGUUUCUUACAAGAGGGAUUUUAUUCCUGUGAAGCUUUCCUGUAUAAGAGCCUUCCUCUCUGGGAUGGCUUCUGUUGUCGGUCACAGUUACUUCAACUUGUGAGCUGGACUCCUUUUAGUAGCUUCUCUGAGGUGAAACCACUUCUCUUUGACCACCUAGCACAGCUGUUUUUUACAUCCACCAUUUAUUUCAAGUGUAGUGUUCUUCAGAGUCUGAAAGAGCUACUGCAGAAUUGGUUGUUGUGGCUUUCUAUGGACACCCACAUGAAACCAAUAAUGAACAGUCCCUUAGAAACAACUUUAGGUGGCUCAAUGAACUCUGUGUCUGAACUGAUUCACUAUGUGGGGUGGCUGUCCACGAUUGCAAUGCGCUUGGAAAACAACAGUACUUUCUUGCUGCACUUUAUUUUGGAUUUCUAUGAGAAGGUGUGUGACAUAUAUGUAAAUUAUAACCUUCCGUUAGUGGUGUUGUUUCCUCCUGGGAUCUUCUAUCCUGCACUUCUCAGCAUGGAUCCUAGUAUCCUGAACCAACUCUGUUAUAUUAUGCACAGGUAUCGUAAAAAUUUGACUGCUGCAAAGAAAAAUGAGUUGGUGCCAAAGACAAAAUCAGAGUUCAAUUUCAGCAGCAAGACCUAUCAAGAAUUUAAUCACUAUCUGACAGCUAUGGUGGGUUGCCUAUGGACAUCCAGACCCUUUCACAAAGGAAUAUGUAUUGACUCCAAAAUCUUAGAAAAAGCUGGAGUAGCAGAGUAUAAAAGCAGUUUGAAUUUAGUCCAUCAUCCUGCUCUACUGAGUUAUGCUGUUUCCUUUCUGCUACAGGAAUGGCCAGAUGAAAGGACAGUAAACAUGAGCUCUAUUCAGGGAAAGAAAUGGAACUGGUAUUUGGACUAUUUGUUUUCAGAGGGAUUACAAGGCUUAAAGCUUUUCAUAAAAAGUAGUAUUCAGCGUUCUUCUGACCCCUAAUCAGAGAUCAGCCAUGUGAUCAACAGUAUAUGAAUGGCAUAAACAAACUGAGCAUAAGGACUAAAUUCCU
Messenger RNA from Condylura cristata (star-nosed mole), 2501 nucleotides. RefSeq names its product centromere protein I (gene CENPI). Lineage: Eukaryota; Metazoa; Chordata; Mammalia; Eulipotyphla; Talpidae. Bases 197 to 2431 code for a protein of 744 amino acids. The transcript has 21 exons. The record is from RefSeq and is a predicted model, not a curated record. Gene Ontology annotation, cellular component: kinetochore.